AUGCUCGUCUCGAAUAGCGAGUUCAUCCAGAAGCUCGAGGCGCUCUUCACGAGUUCGAGCGAAAAGCACUCGAUCUACGUAACAUCGAAGCGGGCACCGCCAAAGGCGUUGUCGUCCUCCAGCCCCACCGCAUCUCAAUCGGACAGCAGCGGUGGUGCGCAGCACGGCUUCUCGCUGCCUCUGCUGUUCAAGGCGACGAACGGGGCGAGCGGCACGUCGCGCAUCAAGUUCCGCACGCUCGUUUCCGCAGCAGACCUGCCGAGCUUCCAGGCAUCCUACCUCUCCUCUCUGCGCUCCUCGCUGUCGGCCUCGCUGAAAAAGAGGGACAAGGCAAAGGAGAGGAGGGCGGAAAAGGUUCGCGACGCCGCGCGCAAACGCGUCACCGCCCCCGACGCACAGACGGGCAAAGAGAGGCUCGUCACCAACCACGUCGGCUCCAAGAGGGGCGCCGGAAGGAGGAAGAGGCAGCGGGCGCUCAAAAAGGGCGUCGAGAUCCGAAAGGAGGCGAGAAAGGAGGCAAAGCGCAAGGCGAGAUCCUCACGCAAACCCGUCGGCGCCGGCGCCGGUGCCGCCCGUGGGGAUGGGGAUGUCGUCAUGGCGGAUGCGUAG
This is a messenger RNA of Pseudozyma flocculosa PF-1, 609 nucleotides long. RefSeq lists its product as uncharacterized. Gene Ontology annotation, biological process: SRP-dependent cotranslational protein targeting to membrane. The record is from RefSeq and is a predicted model, not a curated record. NCBI's taxonomy places the organism in Eukaryota, Fungi, Basidiomycota, Ustilaginomycetes, Ustilaginales, Ustilaginaceae. The transcript is spliced from 2 exons. Gene Ontology annotation, cellular component: signal recognition particle, endoplasmic reticulum targeting. The coding region runs from base 1 to 609 and encodes 202 amino acids. Gene Ontology annotation, molecular function: endoplasmic reticulum signal sequence receptor activity; 7S RNA binding.